AUGUAUCACUUUGUAUCCGAGCAAACUCCGGAGCUGCGGCUCUCGGCGGAGGCACUGGUCACGAGCCACGUGACGCAGUACCUCAAGGGCUUCCAGCUGGAUGCAGUGCGCUUUCUCUACGAUCGCCUGGCCAGGCGGGAAUUCUGCAUCCUGAACGAUGAGAGUGGCCUGGGCAAACUGGCCACUGUGGCGGCCCUUCUCAGUGCCCUAGAUCCCGCCAAGAAAACUCUCAUAGUGAUCCAGAACGAUGAGCAACUGCUCGCCGGCUGGCGGUUCCACCUGGACACACUCACAGACCUGCAGGUGUACACCAUUCAAGGGGUUCAAGACACCACGGACUCCCCGCACAACGUUUACCUGGCGAAAUGGAGCCAGUUGCGCAGCAUUGGAGAUCUCAGUCGCCUCAACUUCGACUACGUUAUGGUGGACAAUAGGGGGCACUCGCUGAACAACAGCUUCUGCACUUCCAUGCUGCUCAAGCAUUUCGAGGGACGGGUAAACAUGCUUAUCUCCAGUGUUGACAUUACGUCUGACGUAAAGUUGCUCUACAAUGUUUUGCGGUUGGGCGGUCGCCUGGAGCAUCAGUACCGAAGCUUCCAGAGCUUCGACCGCAAGUUCCAUUUGCCAGACCCAAAGGAGGUCUUUAGCAAGCGCAUAGAUCUCGAGGAAUACUACAAGCAGCGGGGAUUCCUCAGCGAGUAUAUCAAAGACUUCCGUCUGCGUCGUUUCCGCCAUCAAUUCGACAAGAGCCUGCCGCUGGUCGCUCCGGAGCAAUACAAACACAAUUUAAACCUCUGGCUGGCCUCGAAAAAUAGCCAAAGCACACUUAGUGGCUCCUCGGAGGUGUGCUCCACGACUGCUUCCAUAGAUAAUAAUAAUCAGCGAAUCGAGUCAGUGCAGCCGGAAGAAACAGACAAGCUAUCCGAGCACAGCGGGGAUGAUGUUGUGGCUAUGUCACCGCUGGUCUUUGAAUCCUCCGACUCCGACGUUGAACCCAUAACAGUGGAACCUGCCGAGGAUCAGAAUCAAAUAUUAGUGCUAUCCAGCGAUGAUUGUGAGAUCGUGACGCCUCCAAAUACGCCGCCAAAUCGAACGCCCUCCUCGAACGAAUCGCCAAGAAUGAAGUCGAAGCGAAAAUUCAGAAAGCGACAGUCGCCACAGAAGAAAGCAGACCUCACCGAUUCCGAGGAGGAUGAUGAAGUGACUGAAGUGGCUCCCAAAAAGAUAACUCGCGCCGUAACUUUUACUCCCAAGACAAGGAAACUCAAUGUGCGUUUGUUAAGGGUUUCCAUGGAUACUUUGAGCACACCACCGCCGUCUGUAAACGCCCCUGCGUUUGCCACGCCCAAAACAGAGCCCUCGGCCAGAAGGAAAAAACAGAGCAAGCAGCCUGUGAGUCCAAUGGAUACAGGUCGUCCGGCUACGCGAGGAAUGCAGCGCUUAACACGCUCCGCUGAAUCGAAAAUACACAGCAAGUACUUAAAGCGCCACACACUGGACGAUGUCAAGCGAAGCACUCCGAAAAGAAACAAGGCUGAGGGGAAUCAAACGCCCAGGACUAGCAAACCCAGGGUGAAGCAGGAAAAGAAGGAAAAGGAACCGAAAGCACCGGAAAAUCCUGCGCAGGAAACUCCCAAGCGAAAGCCAGGACGCCCGAGGAAAGAGCAAAAGAAGGCGAGCAAGAAACCGGAUCCCAAACCCCAGCCACCGACGCCCCAAGUGCUCAGCGGCAGUUCCUUAUCCUCGGAGUACAUGCAGUGUGCUCAGCGAAUACCCGACAAUUUGGAUGCCCUGGAGUCGCCCGCCUUUCGGGUGCCUUUCACCCCUCAGCAAACACCUAUGCUUUUGACCUUGCCGUCUACUUUUAAUUUGCUUAACGACUCGGAGAUGGUGGCCAUUCCGCUAACCAAGGAACAAGCUGAAACAGUGGUGAUUAACAGCUCCCACGAUGAGAGUUCGCCGCAGGAUCCAUCGCAGAGUCGUCGCACCAAGGCUUUGAAAAGGAAGCGCAAACCAGAGACGCCAGUUAGUUCCACUUUUGGCGGCGGCUUGGGAUUGCCACCGCCGCCCAAGAGGAGUGCCAACAAGUCACCGGAUUUGUUCAGCAUCUCGUCGGAUCACUCGCAGAUUCCGCUGGCGCAGCCACGACCCUCCUCUCCCUUCGAAGGCUUCAAGAUCUUCGGCUCCGAGGUGAAGCAGUUCCAGCAGCAGCAUGCCAAAACCAAUGUUGCAGCGCCGAAGAAGAAGCGCGAUCGAUCUUGCUUGGAUAUCCUGGAGCAAAUGUUCGAGCCGCGAGAGCAGCAGCAGGCUAAGAAAACCAGUCCCAAAGUCUUGCCUACUUUGCCACUGACUCAGAAAGAUGAUGACGAGGUGUCCACCAUUACGCAGCGGAGGAGAACCUUGUUGGAGGACGACUUCUUUGAGAUCACCAACAACGGACAGUUUGGCAGCCGAAUGCGCUUGAAUUCGUCUGGCGAGGUAUCACCCAUACAACAGGAUCAACAGUCCGCCAGGCCGUCGCAGGCCAAUAAAAUCACCAAUUACUUGAUAGGUUCUGGAAUUACGCAGGAAAAAACGCAACCCACAAGUGGAACUCGCAACUCCAUCGUUGCUGCGCUGCGAAAGUCUCCCAAAUCGCCUAAAAAUGGCGGCAAACCCACUCAGGCCACCAAGCUUACACGCUGGUUUGGCUCUGUCUUCGGCGGAGGAGCCUCACAGACCAGCUCCGUGGAGUCGAUUAGCGCCCCCAGUACACCAGUUGCUCCUUCCACGAGUGCAGCUGCCUGUAAGACGCGAUCAGCGAGAAGUGGCGGAGCUGCAGGACCCACCAAAAGAAAGCGAUUGGAACUGUUCAAGUAAUGAGCAGGAUAAAUACAGCAACCAUUUGCAGGAAGGCAAUAGAACUAAGUUAACAAAAUCGAAUUCAGUAAUUUUCACGAACGGAUUUUUUAAACAUAAAAUGAAGAAGUUAACCAAG
Drosophila takahashii is the source of this 2977-nucleotide messenger RNA. RefSeq names its product Suppressor of Under-Replication (gene SuUR). Gene Ontology annotation, molecular function: ATP-dependent chromatin remodeler activity; ATP binding. NCBI's taxonomy places the organism in Eukaryota, Metazoa, Arthropoda, Insecta, Diptera, Drosophilidae. The record is from RefSeq and is a predicted model, not a curated record.